AUGCAUAGCUUUUUUUUAACUUUUAGAGAUACUAAUGUAGAAGAAUCCUAUCAAAUGAAAAACCAACAUUCAAAGAGAUUAAAUACUUUUCUAUUCAUAAGUAGUGGAUUUAUAUUAGCAUUUUUGAUAAAAGUUAUACAAUCUAUUUCCCAAGAUAAUAUGUAUGCUUUCUAUCUCAAUAUUAUAAUUCUUUCAUAUCUAUGUCUAUAAUUAGCAAUAUUUUGGAAAAAAAAUAAAUAUCUUCGCCUAGGCAUAAUAAUACUUAAUCAUUUGAUGACGAUUUACUUUAUUGUUUUUGAAGAUAGAACAGGAGUUGAUAAUUAAAUGGCCAUGCUAUAAGGGGUGAACUAGAUGGCAGCAUGUUAUUUACUUAUUUUAACAGGAGAAUACAUUGAUGGAAUGCUAACAAUCAUUUCACUAUAAAUAUUUAGAAUUAGUUGGGUUUUAAUUAAGACUGAAAGAAUUUAAUAUUCAGCUCCUAUUACAUCUAUGAUCUUAAUACUUUCCAUAAAUUAUUUCAAUUUUUAAUAUAAUAAAGCAAAACGUUCAUAAUAUUUACUUUCUUUGGCAGAUUGUAGAUGGGAGGAAAUUCUAUAAAAGCUGUAAAUUUAGUAAUCUUACUUAAUUUUAUAAUUUUAAGAAGAUACUUUACGUUAUACAAUCAAAAAUUUUAGGAAUUGUGAAAAAAUGUUUAAAACUUAGGAGGAAGCAUAAACUUUUCUUAGAAUAGCUUCUCAUCAUAAUAAUUUAUUACAAAAUGUAAUUCACAAAAAUAUGAAUGAAUUUAAAAAGACUACUCAUGGAAGUUUUAAUGAAACAAUUUUAAUAAAUUUUAAAAAAUAAACAAUCCGUACUGAGAUUUCUAUAUACAAAGGUGAUUAACCUACAAUACUUUUGAUAUUUAGAAAUUUUUUUAUUGAAAACAAAAUAAAUCCAGUAUCAAUUCAAAAAUAAUUUGGGCAUGCAAUAAAAUUGAUAGUAAAAAUACUAGAAAAAAUACGUGGAGCUCAAUUCUUUGAGAUUUAAUAUUUGAUGAUUUAAAGAAAAUUGAUUUUGGUACAUUUAAUGAUAAAUGUACAAAAUAAGAUAAAGAUAAAGACAAUAUUUCUAAAUGAUUUUAUAAAUCAUGCAAUAUAACUCUAUUCAGAUUUAAAGAUAAGAUUAUAUUAUAAUUGUAAUUCGAAAAUAGAAACAAUAAUUAGUAUUUUAUAAAUAUUAAUAAUUUUGAUUUUUGAGAACAGACAAAGUGACUUUUUAAGUAUAACAACAUUAAUGACAUCAACUGAAAAUGUUCAAUGUAUAUUUCAUGGUAGAUUUAAUUUAGAGAAAUUGGAAAGGUUUUAAAAAGUGUAUGAGUUACCUUGGUUAUUGAUAUUUGAAUCUUUACAUUUUGAUGAAUAUGGUAAUGUAUUUAAUAAAUGUAGUUCUCACAUUAACAUUUAAUAAAAAUAUUGGAAUUCCUUUUAGUGCUUGA
Paramecium sonneborni is the source of this 1474-nucleotide messenger RNA. The record is from the annotation of a GenBank genome assembly. Lineage: Eukaryota; Ciliophora; Oligohymenophorea; Peniculida; Parameciidae.